Molecule: messenger RNA, 1840 nt
Organism: Mobula hypostoma (lesser devil ray)
Lineage: Eukaryota; Metazoa; Chordata; Chondrichthyes; Myliobatiformes; Myliobatidae
Product: ETS translocation variant 3-like
Exons: 4
Coding region: 240-1289 (349 amino acids)
Biological process (GO): cell differentiation; regulation of transcription by RNA polymerase II
Cellular component (GO): nucleus
Molecular function (GO): DNA-binding transcription factor activity, RNA polymerase II-specific; sequence-specific DNA binding
Source: RefSeq, a predicted model, not a curated record
GCAGACUUCCGGUUCUCGCGGAGCUCGGUGGCGGGGUGACAUCUGUUGAGGAGGACAGGAUGGGGGGGCGGGUGGCAGGCACCCCCGCUCUUAACGGCACCAAUCCCACCGCCCAAUAUUGUGUGCUGACUAAAAUAAAGCAUAUGUUGUAGUUUUUUUAACAUUUGCUGUUUUAAGUGGAGGAAGGAGGACUCGAACCCUCGGGACCAAAGGCCAGAAAGCCAGGCCCUGGGCUGGCCAUGAAGAUUGGCGGCGUAAAGGAAGAGGACGAGGAGGAAGAUGGAGGAAGAGGUGUGACCUACCCGGACUGGGCCUACAAACCCGACUCCAGCCCCGGGAGCCGGCAGGUCCAGCUCUGGCACUUCAUCCUGGACCUGCUGCGGAGGGAGGAGUUCCGAGAGGUGAUUGCCUGGCAGGGCGAUUUCGGGGAGUUUGUCAUCAAGAACCCCGAUGAGGUGGCUCGCCUGUGGGGAGCGAGGAAGUGCAAGCCCCAGAUGAACUAUGAUAAACUCAGCAGGGCCCUGAGGUAUUACUAUGGCAAGCAGAUCCUUAACAAGACCAAGGGCAAGAGGUUUACCUACAAGUUCAACUUGAGUACCCUGGUGAUGGUCAGCCAGACCCUUGCAGGGUUACGAGAUGGCGGUGCGAUCAUGCCUCGCAGUGCUCCCCCCAUACCGUCAGCCUACCCCUUGCACCGAACACUGGUACCCCUGUCUCCGGGGGCUCCGCGAACGACCCGCGGUUCAGUGUCUGAUGGCAGUGCAGGGACACCCGAGGAGCUAGCAGGGGCAGCCGCCACCUAUCCCUUCGUGUCUCCACUGCUGUGCCCAGAGUCCGCCAGCCCCUUUUCUCCGCUCCCUCAUCACCCACGGCAGGGGCCCAUCUCGCCCCCGGCGGUUGGCCAUCACUUCACCUUCAGCCCUGAGGAGACUUUCCUCUACCUCCGGGGUGGCCUGCAGGUCGUACCCGCCUUUCAGCCCAACCUUCGCUGUCUGCCUGGCUCGCCGGGGCCGGUCUCUGCAAGGCCCACCCCGGCAGAAGAGCCCGUGGCUGGAUUCCAGCUUCAGCCUCCACCGCCAGGCCGCAGGGCUGAAGGGACGGAGCGGCCGGUGGACCUGGUGCCUGCUGCGGAUCUGCUCCCGAGUGACCAGCCCAGGAAGCAGUGCUCUCCUUCGCCCUCACCCUGCAUGCCACCUAAGCUGCGCUUCAAGAGGCAGCGUGCGGAGGAAACGGGUCCAAAUGACUCUCCCCACCCUGGCCACUGGGCUCCCCCCCAUGACCGAUGGUGACGAGAGAUGAUCUGGGCCUGUGACUGACUUUGAGAGAUCGGGAGCUGAGCUGCAGAUCGAGUACUUUGGCCGCGCCACCAAAUGCCGCGAACCCUUUCCUCCACUGCUCAAUCCGCUGCUCAUGAUCUGUCAACCCUGUCUCCCGUAAACUCCCUUCCAUCCCUAAUCCCUCACCUCCCCACCAAAUCACAAGGCCAGGUGCCUGGGGUCUGUGUUAAAGUUCCCGUGAGCCUUGCCUGUGGUGCCUGGCUUAGAAAGCUGCAGAGUUCCUGUGAAUAUUCUGUGCGUUCUGCUCUUUGACACCGCCCCCCCUCCCCCCCCUAAGCGAGGACCUGCGAUAAUCCUGUUCCCUCUUGAUGGGAUUCAGGCUGCCUGGUGUUUGGCGGUGAGAGGUUUAGUUUCUGAAUUAUAAAUACCAUUUUGUGCCUGCCAGCUUAUUUCUGAAUUUGAAAUGUAAUUUUAUGAAACACAAUAUCCCUGGAAUGUGCUUCUUGUAUAUAUUUUUUGUAGAGAUUUAUUGUUCAAACUAAUAAGACAUUAAAUUAGAUUUU